AUGGGCCUUGCAUACCGACGAAGGACAUUCCUACGAGUGGGAUCGCCAUCUCAACAACUCCAUGCUGAAUGGAAAUCCUACCAUAGUACGCUCGAAGUGCUGUCAAAUAUCCGGAUUCCAAGGUGUGUGUUCCUGGCCAACGCUGUGUCUAUCCAACUACAUUUUUUCUCCGAUGCAUCGGAAAAGGCCUACGGUACGUGUUGCUACGUCCGUUGCGAGUCUUCCAACGGAAUCAUACAAGCGCGACUACUGACGUCAAAGUCUAAAGUUGCCCCGCUAUCAAAGCUUCAAACCAUCGCCCGCCUCGAGCUGUGUGGGGCGGUCCUGUCAACCAAACUCUACAAGAAGGUGCAAAGUUCCAUCAAAAAGCCAGUCGAAGUGUUUUUCCACGUCGAUGCUCUGAACUGGCUGCAAUCCUGCCCAACCCGCUGGAAAACAUUUGUGGCAAAUAGGGUGUCCACAAUCCAAGCAUCUACCGAUGUGAAUUCCUGGAGACACGUUCCCGGAGUCUGCAAUCCAGCUGACGUCCUUUCGAGAGGUCUUAGCCCCACCGAGCUUGCAAGCUGUUCGUUUUGGUGGAAUGGUCCGCCAUGGCUAUCGCUUCCGCCUUCUAAUUGGCCGCAAAUCGACAUCCCAUCCGUUGAUCCCUACAGUUUACCCGAAGCAAGAAGCAAGGCCCGCGCAGUAAUGAUCACCACUGCCGAUCCCAAGUUCACCGAAGAGCUGUUUAGCCGUUUCUCCAACUAUUCGAAGUUACGCCGUGCUGUCGCCUAUUGGCGAAGAUAUUUCCGUGUUUUGCAAGCUAUUUCCAAGAAGAAGAAGCCGCAGCCGUUCGAGUUCCUCACUACUGAAGAUUUGCGUGAUGCAGAUGUCGCUCUAUGCCGCCUUGCGCAACAAGACAUGUUCCCUGAUGAAACUGCAGAUCUUGCCUCGAAAGAACGUGUAUCGCCGUCGUCACCAUUGAAGUGGCUAAAACCAAUCCUCCACCAUGAUGGACUCAUCCGAGUUGGGGGACGCCUCAGUAAUGCUUCUAUACCCAUUGAAGUGAAACAUCCGAUAGCCCUGCUAGCCAAACAUCCACUUUCCAUUCUACUGGCUGGAGAAUUCCAUCGAAACCUUCUGCAUGCCGGCCCGCAACUCAUGCUGGCCACGAUCCGACAACGAUUUUGGAUUAUCGGUGGCCGAAACCUAGUUCGUCAAACGUAUCACAAAUGUCUCCAAUGUUUCCGUAAUAAGCCGAUCCUGGUCCAGCAAAGCAUCGCUGAUUUGCCAACCUCUCGUGUAACACCAACUAGGCCAUUCGCCGUGUGUGGUGUAAACUAUUGUGGGACCAGUCUAUAUUAA
Armigeres subalbatus is the source of this 1344-nucleotide messenger RNA. RefSeq lists its product as uncharacterized. The record is from RefSeq and is a predicted model, not a curated record. The transcript has a single exon. Lineage: Eukaryota; Metazoa; Arthropoda; Insecta; Diptera; Culicidae. The coding region runs from base 1 to 1344 and encodes 447 amino acids.